UCCCGCGGCCCCGCUCGCUGCGGACACCCGGGCAGGAGGUACGAGCGGACUAGAGGGGCAGGAACUAGGGGCGGCAGCACCCAGAAACCCGCGCCACAGCCCCGCGCUCAGUCCAAAGGCAGUGUCGGGUGCCGCGCCAAGAGAGUCGCCAGGGUCGGACUUCACCCCGAAAGCCGCCGCCUCCCCGCCCUUGGCUCCCGAGGACAAAGAGCACAGGAAGACCCGCACGCUGGGGGCGCUGGGGCUGGCCAUGGUCAUGGAGGUGGGCUCGCUGGACGCCGGGGACCUGCGGGCGCUGCUGCGGGAGCGCGCGGCGCAGUGCCUGCUGCUGGACUGCCGCUCCUUCUUCGCCUUCAACGCCGGCCACAUCGCCGGCUCGGUCAACGUGCGCUUCAGCACCAUCGUGCGGCGCCGCGCCAAGGGCGCCAUGGGCCUGGAGCACAUCGUGCCCAACGCCGAGCUGCGCGGCCGCCUGCUGGCCGGCGCCUACCACGCCGUGGUGCUGCUGGACGAGCGCAGCGCCGCCCUGGACGCCGCCAAGCGCGACGGCACCCUGGCCCUGGCCGCGGGCGCGCUCAGCCGCGAGGCGCGCGCCGCCGCGCAAGUCUUCUUCCUCAAAGGAGGAUAUGAAGCGUUUUCAGCUUCCUGCCCGGAGCUGUGCAGCAAACAGUCGACCCCCAUGGGCCUCAGCCUUCCCCUGAGUACUAACGUCCCUGACAGCGCCGACUCGGGGUGCAGUUCCUGCAGCACCCCACUCUACGAUCAGGGUGGCCCAGUGGAGAUCCUGCCCUUUCUGUACCUGGGCAGUGCCUAUCAUGCUUCCCGCAAGGACAUGCUGGAUGCCUUGGGCAUCACUGCCUUGAUCAACGUCUCCGCCAAUUGUCCCAACCAUUUCGAGGGUCACUACCAAUACAAAAGCAUCCCAGUGGAGGACAACCACAAGGCGGACAUCAGCUCCUGGUUCAACGAGGCCAUUGACUUCAUAGACUCCAUCAAGAACGCCGGAGGGAGGGUGUUUGUCCACUGCCAGGCGGGCAUUUCCCGCUCGGCCACCAUCUGCCUCGCGUACCUCAUGCGGACUAACCGGGUCAAGCUGGACGAGGCCUUUGAGUUUGUGAAGCAGCGGAGAAGCAUCAUCUCCCCCAACUUCAGCUUCAUGGGCCAGCUGCUGCAGUUUGAGUCCCAGGUCCUGGCCCCCCACUGCUCGGCAGAGGCGGGGAGCCCCGCCAUGUCCGUGCUGGACCGGGGCGCCUCCACCACCACCGUCUUCAACUUCCCCGUCUCCAUCCCGGUCCACUCCACGAACAGUGCGCUGAGCUACCUUCAGAGCCCCAUUACGACCUCUCCCAGCUGCUGAAAGGCCACGGGAGGCGAUCUUCACCACCCCCCGGGACUCCAGGCUCCCCCUUGAGAGAAAAUGCAGUCACUCCGGGGAGGGGCCCCUGAGGGCUGGUCCUUACUUAUUUAUUAAUUUCCCCCGAGUUCCACUGGGUUCCCAAGCAGCCACAGUGAUGGCUGAGCAUCAAGGCGUUCGCUGGACUCGGCACAUUCGGGACCAACGUCGAGUGGGUACCUCGCGUCCCCCUGACAAAGAGGGGCAGAAGGGAAAGGACUCCGCGUGUGAGCCGAUUCUUUUCGCUUGCCCCCGUUUUUCUGUACACACUUCAUGCUUGACAUACGUACCAGUGUUACCAUUCCCGACGACACAUGCAUAUGCGAAUAUACCUUAUUUAUUUUUGUGCGGGCGGCCCGCCUUCACAAAGGUCAGUGUCGCCUCCUAGAAGAACCAAAUACCUCAGUUUUUGUGUUGAGUACUGUCACGUCCUGUAAAUACAGCCUGAGCAGGUUUGUUCUCAGCACUGGCGGAAGGAGGCGCCAGUGUUGCUGUUUUUAGUUGCCAACAGUUGUCUGUUUGCUGAUUAUUUAUGACCUGAAAUAAUAUAUUUCUUCUUCUGAGAAGACAUUUUGUUACAUAAGGAUGACUUUUUUUUAUACAACAGAAUAAAUUAUGGCAUUUCUAUUGAA
Messenger RNA from Myotis daubentonii (Daubenton's bat), 2025 nucleotides. It is a transcript of the gene DUSP1, whose product is annotated as dual specificity phosphatase 1. Gene Ontology annotation, biological process: negative regulation of p38MAPK cascade; protein dephosphorylation; endoderm formation. Gene Ontology annotation, cellular component: cytoplasm; nucleus. Lineage: Eukaryota; Metazoa; Chordata; Mammalia; Chiroptera; Vespertilionidae. Gene Ontology annotation, molecular function: MAP kinase tyrosine/serine/threonine phosphatase activity. The record is from RefSeq and is a predicted model, not a curated record.